Sporothrix schenckii 1099-18 is the source of this 411-nucleotide messenger RNA. RefSeq lists its product as uncharacterized. Bases 1 to 411 code for a protein of 136 amino acids. The record is from RefSeq and is a predicted model, not a curated record. The transcript is spliced from 2 exons. Lineage: Eukaryota; Fungi; Ascomycota; Sordariomycetes; Ophiostomatales; Ophiostomataceae.
AUGACUGUCACGGUGACAGUCACCGUCGCCGCGGCCGACAACGCCGCCAACACCACCAUCACCACCACCAUCACCACCACCAUCGCCGUCACCACCACCACCAACGUGCCGUCGGCCCCCCUCGCGCUUCCCGCCGCCCCCCCGGCCACCCCCGCACAUCCCCCGGCCUCCCCGGCCGCCAUCGCCUCUCCCGCCGGCCCUCCGGCCGCCGCUGCACCCGCCCUUGUCGCCGCUGGCCCCGCCGUGUCCCGCGCAGGAGCCCGGGCGCCGUCGCAUCGCAUUGCCGCAGCAAAGCGGCGAUGCAACGGCGCCGGGCCAAGUACAAUCUGCGCCGCAAGCAGCGCGUGGUGGGGAGGGAAGGGGCAGGACAAUGUGGACGAGGAAGAGGAAGAGGACGACGCAGGAAAUUAG